AAAUCUUCCAGGCCGUUUCCUAAAGUCGGGCGUUGCUUCUGUUCGAUGUCCGGCACGGACUUUGGGGACGUGCACCUCGAGAUUAGAAAUGGAGUGGCACUGCUGACCCUCAAAGCAUUGGAAGGCAGCUGGUCUUGGGGAACUCUCCGGUUGGAACAUCGUUGGAACCCUGUCUUGGUCUCAGAUUUUUCCAGCGCGUUGGAUGCGGUGGAAGCGGAUUCCACGGCUGAAGCUCUGGUAGUCAGCAAUGAAGGUCGCUAUUGGUCCAAUGGCAUGGAUCUACGCUAUUUGGACAGUUGCUCCAACGAGGAGCAGUCCAAACUGCAGAGGGACACCAAUCAACUGAUGGCCAGGGUUUGUUGCUUCCCUCUACCAACGGUGGCAGCCUUCAAGGGCCACUGGUGCGCAGCUGGUGGCAUGAUGGGCUUGGCUUUUGAUUUCAGGGUCAUGGCCAGUGAUAGUGGAUACUUUUUCAUUCCUGGUGUGGACCUAGGGCUGGUCUAUUCUCCCAUGCAAAUGGCCCUCAUGAAGGCCAAGUUGCCGCCGAACUUACAUCGCGAUGUGAUCCUCUUCAAUUUGCGGCGCUGGACUGCAUCGGAACUGCUGGUUGCUGGAGCAAUCGAUGCGGCAGAACUGCAGCAGAUGGUGCUGCUGAAGAUUCGGCCCCCGACACUGUUUGGUCUUCAGGGUAUUCUGCGAAAGCUUUCAACACAUCACUCUCGGGACCCCAAGUUCUUGGCAGUUAUUCGCCGAGAAAUUCGAGCAGCAAUGUCGCGGCAAGAACAAAGCUACCCGUGGCGUUGCCAAUGCGGCAGCCUGAACGGCAAGCGGGCGGUACAUUGUCCGCUUUGUGCAAUGCACUGGACAUCAGGUGUGCCCCAUUCAAAGCAGCCAAAGAAGCAAUCGGGCCAAUCCAACAGUUCCACCAAAUGGAACCAACGGUCUGGCACCCCUCGCCAGAAUCGCUAUUGGUCCCACGAAGCCGAUACAGAAGCACAUGGCCAAUGGGUGAAGUCACCCCGCAGGCAGGCAUCAAGGCCCCGCUCAGCUUCCAAUCGAGCCAAGCAGAACAAAGGCAAAGGACGAGGCAAAUCCAAGGGAGGACAAAUGCCGAUCCAAUUUCAGUCCUCUGCCGACCAUGGUGCGACUCAAGGACCUCCGGCAGUUUUGCCAACCUACCAGGAGGCACCGUGGUUAAUGGCUCCACCUCCGACAGAACUUCAGCAUGCAAAUGCAGCCCGUUUGAGUCUUCAUUCCUCCUGGCGAACCUUUUUGGUGGAGCAGGUAUCCAAGUGGCAAGCCUAUUCCCAACAGUUUCAGCAGCAGGAGGCAACUCUGUCCGACAGAGUGGCAGCAGCCCGUGCAGCUUUAGAGACUGCUCGUACCAAUCUUGCAGUUUCAAAGUCUCUUCUUCAGAAGUCGGACCAGUCAGAUCCACAGGACAUCACGACGGUCAGCGACGAAGAGGAGGAGUCCAAAGAAUCGAAGGAGGCUGCCAACUCAAGCGCGCAGAAAAUCACAGACAGCCUCCAGCACCUGGGGGAGAGCCUCAAAACAUUGAGUGCAAAUGCCGACGAGAUGAUGUUGGCAGAACAACAGGCAAACAAAAGACAGCGAAUCGACCCCCCGGCACCAGCAAAUGGUGGAGCUGCUUCCGGAGAUGGGGAUGUGUCUUUUCCCUAG
This is a messenger RNA of Cladocopium goreaui, 1683 nucleotides long. The record is from the annotation of a GenBank genome assembly. Lineage: Eukaryota; Dinophyceae; Suessiales; Symbiodiniaceae.